Messenger RNA from Lycium ferocissimum, 1155 nucleotides. RefSeq lists its product as uncharacterized. Lineage: Eukaryota; Viridiplantae; Streptophyta; Magnoliopsida; Solanales; Solanaceae. The transcript has 4 exons. Gene Ontology annotation, molecular function: protein binding. Bases 75 to 932 code for a protein of 285 amino acids. The record is from RefSeq and is a predicted model, not a curated record.
UCCAACUUGGUUGAACUGAGACUCAUUAAAUUAUUCUCAAGUAUUUUCUGACCAACAAGUGAAUAAUUAAAUUAAUGAUGCUUCUUCGUAGCUCUUCAAGUCCAUUAUUGAAGCAAUAUUAUUCAUGGCUACCACAAUUAUCCCCAGAACCAAAAUACUUGUCAAGAUCAUCUACAUCACUCUCAAGCUCAUCACUAGAUUCAAUACCAAAGAUGUCCAGAGCUUUGUCUGAAACUGAUCUUAAACUGUUCAAUAGGCCAUCAUCUUCAAGCAAUUGUUGCAUGGCCAUGCCCAACAUACUUCCUAUCACAGUUGAUGAAGAAACAUAUGAAGAGGAGAAAGAAGAUGAGUUUGAAACGGGUGACGGGAGUGAAGUUGAGGAAGAGAAACACACGAGGGCAGUGGAGCUGGUGGUUGACGGUGGUGGAAGUGGAGGAGCCGGUUGUGGAAAGAAAUGUGGUGGUUGUGGAGGUGGUGAUGAUUCUGAUGGUGGAAAUGGUGAUGGUUCUGAGUAUUGGGAUUCGUCAAAUAAUGGGAGUGAUAGUAUUGAUUUGUAUUACACAAAGAUGAUUCAAGCUAAUCCUGGGAAUUCACAGCUUCUUGGAAAUUAUGCAAGAUUCUUGAAAGAGGUCCGUGGAAACUUGGUGAAAGCAGAAGAAUAUUGUGGGAGAGCAGUUUUGGCAAAUCCAACUGAUGGAAAUGUACUUUCAUUAUAUGCUGAUUUAAUUUGGAGAUCCCAUAAAGACGCCCCUCGUGCUCAAAACUACUUUGAGAAAGCUGUUAAAGCUGCACCAGACGAUUGUUACGUGUUGGCCUCCUAUGCACAUUUUCUUUGGGAAGUAGAGGAUGAAGAGGAAGAAAAAGAACAAGAACAGAGACAAGAUCAAAUGAGCCAUAAUAUUAACUUAUCAGAACCUAGUUUCUUCAUAUAACUCACCCCAUCUAAGUUUAGUGUCUCUAUAUAUAUGUUAUAGCAAAAAUAAAAUUAACCUUCUAACAAUUUUUUGUUUUCUGUAUAUCUUUCACCCUUUUGGGGUUUCUUUUUGUAACCUUUCAUUUCCCCCGGCUACUAAAGCAUUUUGAAGAAGUAUAGUGGUCGCUCUUUCUUGGCUUGAUUGUAAUUAAGAAUGAAAUGAAAUUAUGUUCAUUUAAAAA